GGAGCCGCUUUCGGGAUGGCCGGCGCGGAGGAGGGCGAGGGCUGGGACUGGGGCUGCCCCGCCACGCGCGCCCGCCUGGAGGCCGCCUACUUCCCGCCGGGCAGCAGCGGCCGGGAGCGGGAGGCCUUCUGGGCCUUCUUCCGGCGGCUGCGCGGCUUCUGCGGCGCGCGCCAGGGCGCGGGCGCGGAGGCGGAGGGGCGGCCGGCCUACGACCCCGGGUGCCGCCUCAACCUGCGGCUGCCGCGGCGAGAGGCGCCGGGGGUGGCCCCGGCGCGGUCGCGGCCCUUCCGCCUGGCGCUGCUCCGCUUCCUAGACUUCGCGCAGCGCCAGAGCUUCGCCCGCCUGGCGCGCCUGCAGCGCGAGCGCGCCGCCCUUCCCAUCGCCCGCUGCCGGGAGGCGCUGCUGGCCGCCCUGGCGCGCAGCCAGGUGGUGCUGGUGGCCGGGGACACGGGCUGCGGCAAGUCCACGCAGGUGCCCCAGUUCCUCCUGGCCGCCGGUUACGCCCACGUGGCCUGCACCCAGCCGCGGCGCCUGGCCUGCGUGGCCCUGGCCGAGCGGGUGGCCCGCGAGAGCCUGGGGCGGUUCGGGGAGCAGGUGGGCUACCAGAUCCGCUUCGAGAGUGCCCGCUCGCCAGCCACGCGCAUCGUCUUCCUGACGGAGGGCCUGCUCCUGCGCCAGGCCCAGCGAGAGCCCACCCUGCCUGGCUACUGUGUGCUGAUCGCUGAUGAGGUCCAUGAGCGGCACCUGCACUGUGAUUUUCUGCUGGGGGUCCUGCGCCAGCUUCUCCCCACCCGGGCCGACCUCAAGCUAGUGCUCAUGUCGGCCACCAUCAACAUCCGACUCUUUGCCGACUACUUUGGGGGUGCUCCUGUGAUCCAGGUUCCGGGACGACUCUUCCCCAUCAUGGUCCUCUAUGAACCCAUCCACCCUGAGGAAAGCACUGGUGGGCGCAGAGAGCGACUGGACAGCCGGCCCUUCCUGCGUGUGCUCCAGGCCAUUGACCACAAGUAUCCGCCAGAGGAGAGGGGAGACCUGCUCAUCUUCCUCAGCGGUGUGGCUGAGAUCGGGGUGGUUAUGGAGGCUGCGCAGUCUUACGCUGCCUUCACCAAGCGGUGGGUGGUCCUUCCUCUGCACAGCACCCUCUCUGUGGCCGAGCAGGACAAGGUCUUUGACAUUGCUCCACUGGGAGUCCGGAAAUGCAUCAUCUCCACCAACAUUGCAGAGACUUCAGUGACCAUUGAUGGGGUCCGAUUUGUUGUGGAUGCAGGAAAAGUGAAAGAGCUGAGCUAUGACCCGAAGGCCAAACUGCAGCGCCUACAGGAGUUCUGGAUCAGUCGAGCCAGCGCUGAGCAACGCAAGGGCCGGGCAGGCCGGACUGGGCCAGGGGUCUGCUACCGCCUCUAUGCUGAAUCAGACUAUGACAAUUUUGUCCCCUAUCCAGUGCCAGAGAUCCAACGGGUGGCAUUGUAUGCCUUGAUUUUACAGAUGAAGAGCAUGGGCCUGGGUGAUCCCCGAGUGUUCCCUUUCCUGGAGCCACCCCCUCGGGCUAGCCUGGAGGCGGCAGUGGGCUACCUAAAGCAUCAGGGUGCCCUGGACUCGGCAGAGGGCCUCACACCAAUUGGGACUCUCCUGGCUGAGCUGCCAGUUGAUGUGGUGAUUGGGAAGAUGCUGGUGUUGGGGACACUCUUGGACCUGGCUGUGCCCACGCUCACCAUUGCGGCUGUCCUCAGUGUGCCCUCUCCCUUCCUGCGCAGAGGCAGUGGACGCAGCGACCUGGACUGGUUGGUCGCCCGGCGGAGUCUGGGGAGCCCACUGGGAGACCCCCUGACUCUUCUGAACAUCUUCAAUGCCUGGGUUCAGGAGAAAGCUGCCAAUUGCAGAGGAUCCCACCAGUGGUGCCGGCGUCGGGGCCUGGAGGAGCAUCGGCUGUACGAGGCGGCCAAUCUGCGGCGCCAGUUUCAGGAACUGCUCCAGGACCACAAGCUGCUGGGUCCCACUGCUCGGCCUAGCAGCCCGUAUGCGCGACAGAGACGGCACUGGCAGCGUCGAGAACUGUGCAGACUCAAGCAGGAGCACGAGCACAGGGGUGGGCGCCGGCGGAAGCAGUUGCGCCUGCAGGAUGAGGGGGAGGAGGAGGAGGAAGCCGGAUGUGGCCUUUCAUCUGGAGAAGAAGAGAGGGGCAGUUCCUGCCUAGACAUCCAGGAUGUGAAUUUCCAGCUACGGCAUGACAUGGAAGAACUGCAGGCAGCUGCCUCUGAAGCCCACAGGCUCUCGUCCAGCCAGCUGGCUCUCCUGCAGUUAGUGCUGGGCCGUGGCCUUUACCCUCAGCUCGCUGUCCCAGACCCCUUCAAUGAGACUCGCAAGAAUUCAGAACAGAUCUUCCACACGAGGGAUAAAGCUGGUGUUGUCCUGCACCCCACCAGUGUGUUUGCUGACGCUCCAGAGCUGCUGCAUUCGGAGUCCAAGCCUGGCAGGGACACAGGUAAAGAUGCCAAGGAGAGGCUGGUCUGCCACCACCAAAUCCUGUGUUUCGUCUCGCUGCUGGAGACCCACAAGCCCUAUCUUGUGAACUGCCUCCGCCUGCCGGCGCUGCAGGCACUGCUGCUUUUGGCUCGCUCUCUCGAUACCAACGCUGACUGCACACGCAUCGUUGCUGACUCCUGGCUUGAGCUCCAGGUCCCCAUGGUAGAGACAGCUGUGCGGAUGCUUGGCACUGCCCUGCGCCUCCGGGCCUCUUGGGACAAAGUACUGGACAGGUGUCUUGAAAGGCCGGCAAGCCACGCUGUGGAGGAGGGAGGGAGAGAUACACCACCCAGCAUCCCAGAGGUGCGCCAGCUCACCCAUGAGCUGCUGAGCUUCCUGAAGACAGAGGUCCAGUACGGCCUCCGGCGAAUGACCCUUCUGGAGCAGCAGAACCUGUAUGGAGGGCCCCAGAUGGCACCUGCAGAAGCAGAAGGGUUGCCCAGCUUCUUCCAGGGGAUGCAGCUGGUGCCCAAUGAGGUUAAAGGUGGCUACAGGAUUGGCGACUUCCUGACAUUUAAUUGUCUGGCAGGUGAGGGAGAUCUGUACAGUGACUGCCUGCGCAGCUUUUGGACGUGUCCUUGGUGUAGCCUCCGCAUGCCGUUCACUCCUCUGGAGCGCAUGGCCCACGAAGAGGCCUGCCAGUCUCCUGGCCCUGCAGACAGGGAGCCCAGCUUAGAAGGCAAGGAAGGGGGAACAGAGGUGGCUGCCUCUGGCGCCUCCAGCCUGCAGCAACUGUACCACUGUGCCGUCUGCCGGGAGAGCCUCCAUCUCACCCCCACAGAAAUCCUGAAGCAUCGGAAGCAGCAUCAGGGGUGUCUGUGAAAGGGGCCUGGUGGAGACCUGCUCUCUGUCCCAGUCCCAGAUACCCUCCGUCAAUGACUCUGAACUUGGGAGCAUCCCGGGGGAGUGUGGAUAGCCCCCACUUGCUUUCCGGCAGCCUGCAGGGAGCUUGCCCUGUUCGACUCCUGGAUGUUCCUCUCCUGCAGUCAGAAGCCGUGGCACACUCUUCCCCUGCCCAAUCAGGGGCUGCUCUUUGUGCCUCUUAUUCUGCGUGGGAAUGAAACUGAGGUCACUCUCCAGGGGUUUCCUCCGCCACCUUAAUCCUUCUGCCUUGUAGAAGGUCCACACUGACUGCUUCUCUAAAGGGCAGAAAGGCCUCUCCUAGGUGGGCAGAAGCAGAUCAGGCCUUUUAAAGCUUCAGGUGCUGCUUUCUUGACUGACAUAUGCCCUUCGGCAGCAGGAGGCAGCCAAGAUCUCGGUGUGGCCCCAGGCCGACUUGCACUGGUGGGGAGGUGGAACUUCUGUCUAGCUCUUUUACAGAUUUCUUUCUGCUGCUUUGGAUGCCCAGAUUGCAUUUGGGAGCACUUCCUCCCGGAGUCUGCAGCCAAUUGGGGGUGCUUUGACUCCAGUGUUUUCCUAGAAAGUCGACCAGGCUCUGCCUGGCCUUGUCUUUCCUUCAGAGGGAGUGACCAGAAAGAAAAUAGCUUUUCUAAGAACAAGGCAAGCAGCCCCCAGCUGCAGUUGAUCCAUCUGCGCCCCAGCAAAUAAGUAAGCGCUAGAGUAACUGGAACCAGGGUAGCAUUUGUGGGGUGCAAACAGCAGAACUGAGGACUGAUUUCUGAAAGUGGCCUUUUUUUUUUUUAACGAGCCAUCAGGAUCAGCUGAAGUGGGGUGGGGUGGGGUAUGUGGAAGAAACCCUUGGGUGUUUCCCAAAGCUGGGAGCACCCUGGAACUGGCUUUGGCUUGGGGGAUGAGCCCAAGGGAACAGGAGGCAGGCUGCUCCCCAACAAACAUAUGGUUCGGCCCAGUCAAAGUGAAUUGGACCCCUGGAGCUGCUAUGAAAACCUU
Candoia aspera is the source of this 4371-nucleotide messenger RNA. It is a transcript of the gene DHX34, whose product is annotated as DExH-box helicase 34. The transcript is spliced from 16 exons. Gene Ontology annotation, cellular component: intracellular anatomical structure. Gene Ontology annotation, molecular function: helicase activity; RNA binding. Lineage: Eukaryota; Metazoa; Chordata; Lepidosauria; Squamata; Candoiidae. Gene Ontology annotation, biological process: nuclear-transcribed mRNA catabolic process, nonsense-mediated decay. The coding region runs from base 16 to 3345 and encodes 1109 amino acids. The record is from RefSeq and is a predicted model, not a curated record.